AUGGCAUUCGGACGAACCAAACAGAAUAAUAAAACAGCCUCUCCUCGUUCAGCUACAACGGGUGAUACCAAAAUUGAAAAAUCUUCCUUAGAGAUUGUUCCCAUUUCCUCACACCCUUCAUUCAAUUAUUUUACUUAUCAGAAGGACGACGUUACAAAACAUGAACAACCCUAUUCACCUAAAACAUUUGAAAAUUUUGAUGAUAAAAUCGGUUUACCCUCUUCACAUCCUUCACACAAUUAUUUUGCUUCUCAAAGAAAUUCAAGUUUUGAACAAAUCCAAACCAUUUAUGAUUUCAAAAUUAGUUUACCUCCUUCACACCCUUCAUCAAAUUAUCUUGCCUCUCAAAGAAAUAUAGAUUUCGAACAACUCCAUUUCCAAAUCCAAAACAUUUAUGAUUGUAAGGCCAGUUUAAAAAACCUUCGAUACCUAAAGUAUUUUUUUUCAAACGAUCAUUUAAUUCGAUAUACAAAAUCGGAUCAUUUUAAUUCCUUAAGUGAAAAAAUUAAAAGGUUGAUAAAUCUUCUCAUCUAUGAAAUCUUAUCGGAUGAAUUUCGACGGGAAAGCGUAAAACUAUCACAAAAGUUGGAAGAAUACAUCAAAAGAAAUUUGAUUCCGGAAUUACCAAAUGGAUAUAAUAGUUAUACUGAAUUUGAGAAUAGUAAGGCUUUUAAAUUCUUAAGUAAGAUGCAAAGGAAGAGAGUCAAAAAAUUGGUUAGAUUAGAGAAUAAUAUGACUCCCCCGAAACAAGUUCCUAAAAGGCAAAGGAACGAGAUGAAAUCAUACAAUCGGUCGAGUAAUUUUGCGGUGAAACAUGGUGGAUUAAUUGUUCUAUGUGCGGACGAUAUGAAACAUUUACAAGACAAAGUUUCCAUUCGAAAAUGUUAUCCUUUCGUGCAAUUUCAGAUGGCUUUUGUCGCCAAAUUGGGGAAACCAUUAAAAGAGAUGAUGGAACGACGAUCCCUGACAUUUAUAUAUAUCUCAGAUAUUCCAAAUGACAAGUAUGAAAGUUCCUUAUCAUCAAAAGAUCUCAAUAAAUUAAUCAGAAGACAAGCGAAAGGGUCCGAGGGGAUCCGCAGAACAUCCGUUGGUCAGGAAUCAAAAUUCGAAAGAGAAAUCGAACAAGUUCCCGUGAUGAAUAAUCAAAGGCGAAUCGAUUCUCAGUCAGAAACAAUCGAAUCGUUAAGGGAUCGUAUCGAUGAAUUGGAGAUCGAUUCCUUCAUUCAAAAUCAAAAUAUUAAAAAACUUCGACAGGAUUUUAACAAGUUGAAGAUUAAGGAUAUAAUUAACAAGGGUAAAUGUGAUGUCAAAGGUCAUGAGAAACUUGUAAACGACAAUGGAUCUAUUGGAUCUGCAACAUCUCCCUUGCAGAUCAGCUCAACCUAUUCAGAAGAUCAAGGAUCGAUUCCAAAACUUGUUCAUCAAAUUCAACAAUCCAUUACGCGAGAGAAUAUCAGUUUAAGAAAAUCUCCGAUAUUUAAAGCAUCACUUUUCAAUCAAUCAUUUGAAGAAUUUCAACGAAAGGAUGUAACGCUCUCACAAAAGUUAAACGAAUAUAUCGAAAGAGGUGUAAUUCCAGCAUUACCAAAAGGAUACAGUGAGAGUAACUUGUUCAAGAAAUUGAAUAAAAUCCUAAAAGAGAGGAUUACAAAAUUAAUUCAAAUAGAAAAAAAAUUGACCACCGGAAAGAAUGAAAAAUUUUAG
This is a messenger RNA of Funneliformis mosseae, 1704 nucleotides long. Lineage: Eukaryota; Fungi; Glomeromycota; Glomeromycetes; Glomerales; Glomeraceae. The record is from the annotation of a GenBank genome assembly.